AUGAGAAAACAAUUAAUAAGCAAACUCUCACAAAUUGUCUCCCGUGAUUUGGGUAAUCGUGGCAUUGGAAAAUUAAUAGAAAAAUACACAAAUAACUCUUCCGAUUCUACUAUCAAACAAUCUGAACUGUAUUGUGGCAAUGAACAUUCUAUCGGAAAGAUUGUUGAUGAAUUUAUAAUGCCAAAGGUUGAUUGCCAAAAAGAUGUUAUUUCUAACAAGUACAUUUCGAUAAUUACUGGAUUUUCUGUGCCACCAAAUGGAUUUUCGGAGAAUGAUGGACCUUUGGGUGCAAUUUGGAUUGGAUUGGGAAUUGUGAAAUAUUCCAAUUUGAAUGUUUUAUAUUUUGUGGAUGAGAAUCAAUACAAUGCAAUUUCCAAGUUUGCCAAUAUGGUUUUUGAAUCAAUGAAAGAUAGAAUUAAAAUUGUUAAAAUUACAAAGAGUGAUUUGGAUAAUGUAAAACAAUCAUCAAGUAUUUCUGAAUGUAUUGAAAAUAUUGAUUCAAUGAUUUCUAUUGAAAGAGUUGGAAAAACCAAAGAUUCUAAUUAUUAUAGUAUGAGAGGAAUUGAUAUUUCAAGUUACAAUUUGUCAAUGGAUAGAUUAAUUGAUCAUGUCAGAGAAAUCAAACCAGAAACUCAACUAAUUUCUAUUGGGGAUGGAGGUAAUGAAAUAGGAAUGGGAAAUGUAAUUGAUGGAGUUGCACAAUUCAUCCCAAACGGUGAUAAAAUAGCAUGUGCUGUCAAAUGCAAUCAGUUAUUAAUUUGUGGCGUCAGUAAUUGGGGUGGUUACUUACUCUACCUAUUAUUUGAACAUUGUAAUUCAUCGCUCACUCUUCAAACAAUGCAAGGUAUUAAUAUUGAACUCGAUAGAAGCUAUCUAGAAUAUAUGAAUAAUGAAUGUAAAAUGGUAGAUGGUGUUAGAAAUCAGCCAACUAUGAGUGUUGAUGGUCUUGAGUAUGAUCUAGUUCAUGCCAACAUUCUAAAGGAAUUAAAUGAAUGUUUCCAAUCAUCUAACCAAUAA
Molecule: messenger RNA, 1017 nt
Organism: Naegleria gruberi
Lineage: Eukaryota; Heterolobosea; Eutetramitea; Acrasida; Naegleriidae
Exons: 1
Coding region: 1-1017 (338 amino acids)
Source: RefSeq, a predicted model, not a curated record